AUUCUUAAUUCUGUCAAAAAAAUAUUAAUUAGCAAAACUAAAAGCAAGGAUAUUUUAUUUAUUUAAAUUUAAAUUAAGUAAAUAAAAUAAUUUUAUCUUAGUAGAGCAUCUUGCACUUUGCGGCCUGCGCUUUAUGCGCAGAUCUACUUCCAAUUCGAAUAUCCAGUACGAAAUGGGUCUUUUAUCAGAUCCGGAGUACGGAUCAGUGAAAUGGGUUAAAGUGCUUAAGAAAAUCCACUUUCCGUUAUGUUUUCUCUGCUAUAUUGGUUCCAUAGUUUGGUUCUUCAUGCUAGCUCAUCGGGAGUUUAAUAAUGAGACGUAUUUUUCGGAAAAUGCAUUAUUGCCGGGGCUGGUUACAAAUGAAUUCAAUGGCGAGCAUUCUGCCAAUAAAUUCUUUACUGAGUUUACACAGGAACUAGAGGAUAAAUAUGACGAUAGUAAUGAGAUGCCAGUGCCUUGGCUUGUAGGCAAGAUGUCGCAGUUAGGUCUGGAAGUGUACACGCAUAACUUCAGCUUAAACUAUCCACUUGGACAAGGACAGACUUACAAAGGUACAAAUGUAUAUGGUAUUCUCCGAGCGCCGCGGACAUCUUCUCUCGAGGCUUUAGUAGUAACGGCGCCGUAUCGUUCACUCUCUAAUCAUCAGAAAGGGACAACAGCUGGCAUUGCUUUGAUGUUAGCAUUUGCUCAGUUUGCCAGACCACAAAAAUACUGGGCAAAAGACAUAAUAUUUCUAAUCACGGAACAUGAACAACUUGGUAUGCAGGCCUGGCUGGAGGCAUACCAUGGUUUAAAAAGAGAAUCCCCCAGCUUCUAUUCAACUCUUGGUAGUUUUUGGCAGCCUGGUGCUUCAGGUUUAGAUUUAGGGAAGCUUACUAAAGGUUAUGAAUGGAUCACGGAUCAUAGUAAAUGCUUGGAUCCUGGUGUUUUGAAGGGACGAUCAGGUUCGAUACAGGCAGCCAUUAAUCUGGAGUUUCAUACACCUAAGUUUAAGUAUAUAGAAGUAAAAGUGGAAGGGUUAAAUGGUCAACUUCCAAAUCUGGAUCUAGUCAAUUUAGUUCACAAAUUGUGUUUGAAAUCUGGCAUCCAUCAUUCAUAUAAAAAUAGUUAUUCCUGGACUCGUAAACCUCAUCACAUGGAUGAAUGGGUUAACAAUAUUUGGACCAUGUUGGGUAUGGUCUCCACACAAAUUGCUGGGGUGCCAAACGGCAACCACGGCCUUUUCCACCGAUUUGGUAUCGAGGCAGUAACUCUCGAGGGCCGGGAGUCAAACGACCCUGCCGGCGACCCUCCGAGAAUGCACACCCUUGUACCAGGGAAUUUCUUCCGACUUGGCAUAGCUUUGGAAAGUAUACUACGUUCCCUGAAUAAUCUACUGGAAAGAUUCCAUCAAAGUUAUUUCUUUUAUAUGCUAGCGGCUACUAAUCGAUUCAUUUCUAUUGGACAGUACAUGCCAUCACUCUGUCUUUUAUGUGGGGCAAUGUUAAUACACGCACUAUGUUUGUGGGUAUCACUACAAAGGGAUGAGGAACCAAUGGAAAGCGAGCCAGACGAAAACUUGACAGAGAUGGCUGAAAUAUUCGAAAACACUGAUCAAGAUGGAGAUAUGAACACAGAUAAUCAAGAGAAAGAGAAAGAAAAUGAACCCAUAAUAAAAAGAAAGAGAGAAAUAUCUGAAAUAAUAGUAACAGAAAAGAAAAAGUUAGAAGUAAACUUUAGUAUAGUUAAUGUGGGUGGUAAUUAUUUAUUCGUACAUGUUCUGGGCUACGCCGUUAUGAAUUCGCCAUUGAUCUUCAGUAAAAUUGGUGCAACCUACUUUAACCAACCGUCCGAAGUGUCAGUCUACUACGGUCUUAUAUCAGUAUCAGUAUUUCUGAUUAUCUUUACGCCAUUUUUAUUACGUUUCUGGUCAACACCACUAAGCUUUGAAGAUAUGUCGAUGAUUAACAUACUGCUACUAAUAGAAUUGUCCACGGCCUGUUUGGCGAUUGGGAUGCACAAUUUUCCUUUGGGAUUGAGUAUUGCCGUGUUGUAUACGCCGCUGGCGUUGUUAGUCGGCGUAGUUGCGGAUGACCGCGGAAGAAGAAGUGCUAUAGCCUUGUUACUCAAGCGGCUUCUAUGCCUCGUCUUGCAGCCGUUGUUUGCGGUAUCCGUCGCGUUGAUUCUGUAUUCCCGGGUUCUGUUCCCGGAGGAAGCAAUUUUGAGCAUGCUGGGCCGAGGUCGCGACGCGGCUAUGCAGGCUGUCAUGUUCUCUAUCGUCGAUUCUAUGAUUUAUGGUAACUGGUUGUUCAAUGUCGGAACUACUAUAAUAUUACCAACAUGGAUUCUUUUUUGGCAAAUACUAUGCAGCAGAGUAAAGGAGAACGUAAACCAAGAGAGGAGUGAGAACGCGCGGAGUGGCGGCAAGGGGAGUCGCAACGUGCGGAACGUAGCAAACUCCGAUGUAGGGUAGCCAAAUGGGCGAGAAUCGGCUGAAUUCUGCAACCUACUCUGCAAGUGUGUCCUAACCCUUACAAAUUAGUACCUAUAUUUAUUAUUAUAAUUUACAUAGUCAUACAAUAUCUCAGGGCCGACUUUUUCAAUCGUCAAAUAACUUUUAUCUGAGGAAUAAAUUUGAGAAUUUGACAGUUUUUGUAUAGGAUAUCUGUCAAUACGGGAAUAAAAGUUAUUUGACGAUUGAAAAAUCGGCCCUUAGUUACCUAAUGGUUGCUUGAGUGGUGUCAUCAUUCCAAAGACUUGAAUAAAGAGCAGUUUAAAUUGAAAACUUA
Maniola jurtina (meadow brown) is the source of this 2768-nucleotide messenger RNA. It is a transcript of the gene GAA1, whose product is annotated as glycosylphosphatidylinositol anchor attachment 1 protein. Lineage: Eukaryota; Metazoa; Arthropoda; Insecta; Lepidoptera; Nymphalidae. The transcript is spliced from 11 exons. Bases 134 to 2452 code for a protein of 772 amino acids. Gene Ontology annotation, biological process: attachment of GPI anchor to protein. The record is from RefSeq and is a predicted model, not a curated record. Gene Ontology annotation, cellular component: GPI-anchor transamidase complex; membrane.